Messenger RNA from Euleptes europaea (tarantolino), 15287 nucleotides. RefSeq names its product FAT atypical cadherin 4 (gene FAT4). Gene Ontology annotation, molecular function: calcium ion binding; cadherin binding. Gene Ontology annotation, cellular component: catenin complex; plasma membrane. NCBI's taxonomy places the organism in Eukaryota, Metazoa, Chordata, Lepidosauria, Squamata, Sphaerodactylidae. The transcript has 17 exons. Gene Ontology annotation, biological process: homophilic cell-cell adhesion. Bases 1 to 15042 code for a protein of 5013 amino acids. The record is from RefSeq and is a predicted model, not a curated record.
AUGGGCCUCGUGGGGCCUGGGCGCGCCUGGCUCGUCCGCUUCGCCCUGUGCCUGCUGCGGCCGCUGCCGGCCUCCGCCGAGCCCCGGCAGGUCUUCCAGGUGCUGGAGGAGCAGCCGGCCGGCACCUGGGUGGGCACCGUCGCCACCCGGCCGGGCUUCACGUACCGCUUGAGCGAGCUCCACGCGCUCUUCUCCCUCAACGCCACCUCGGGGGACGUGCGCACCCGCGCCCCCAUCGACCGGGAGGGCUUGGCCAGCGCCGUGGUGGACCUGGUGGUGCUCUCCAGCCAGCCGACCUACCCCAGCGAGGUGCGCGUGGUGGUGCGGGACCUGAACGACAACGCGCCCGUCUUCCCAGAGCCCUCCGUCGGGGUGACUUUCAAGGAGGACACCGGGAGCGGCCGGCAGCUCAUCCUGGACACGGCGACGGACGCGGACAGCGGCACCAACGGCGUGGACCACGGCUCCUAUCGCAUCGUGGGCGGCAACGACGAGGGCCGCUUCCGACUCAACAUCACUCUCAACCCUAGCGGGGAAGGCGCUUUCCUGCACUUGGUCUCUCGGGGUGGGCUGGACAGAGAGGCCACCCCCGCCUACCAGCUGCUGGUGCAGGUGGAAGAUAAAGGGGAGCCGCGGCGGCGUGGAUACUUACAAGUCAAUGUCACCGUGCAGGAUAUCAACGACAACCCGCCGGUCUUCAGCCAAACCCUCUACCAAGCUCGCGUACCUGAGGAUGCACCUGUCGGAGCCAGCGUCCUACAGGUGACGGCCGCGGAUGCCGACGAGGGCACCAAUGCUGACAUCCGCUACCGCUUGGAAGGGGUGGAGGGUGCUGGUGGGGACGGAGCCGGGGUGCUUCCCUUUGAGGUGGACCCGGAGAGUGGGGUCAUCCGCAUCCGGGAAGCGCUGGACUAUGAGUCGCGGCGGCAGUACUCCCUGACCGUUCAGGCUACGGACCGGGGAGUGCCAGCUUUGAGUGGUCGUGCCGAGGCUCUGAUCCGCCUGCUUGAUGUGAACGACAACGAGCCCCGGGUGAAAUUUCGCUAUUUCCCAGCCACCUCCCGCUUUGCCUCAGUAGAUGAGAACGCGGCACCUGGCACCGUUGUGGCGCUGCUGACUGUGAGCGAUGCUGACUCACCAGCUGCCAAUGGGAAUAUCUCAGUAUCCAUCUUGGGUGGGAAUGAGCAGCGUCACUUUGAGGUGCAGAGCAGCAAAGUCCCCAACCUUAGCCUUAUCAAAGUGGCUGCUGCUCUUGACCGGGAACGCAUACCCACCUACAACCUCACUGUGGCUGUGACUGACAACUCUGGGGCCCCUCCACCGUUACCGUCACCCCCUUCUUCCCUGAGCCCUGAAGGAGCCACUGCUGUCCCAGUGAGCCGCUCCUCUGUGGCUAGUCUGGUGAUCUUUGUGAAUGACAUCAAUGACCACCCACCUGUCUUUGGGCAGUCAGUGUACCAAGUGAAUAUCAGUGAAGAGGUGCCACCUGGCAGCUAUGUACAAGGCCUGAGUGCUACUGAUCGUGACUCUGGUCUCAAUGCCAACCUCAAGUACAACAUAGUUUCUGGGAACGAGCUUGGCUGGUUCUGUAUUAGUGAGCACAGUGGCCUGGUCACCACCACGACCCCCAAUACUAUUGUGGCUAGACCUCCCCUUGGUGUUUCUAGCACCAUCAUGGCAGCAUCUGGAGGGCUGGACAGGGAACUAGCUUCACAGGUGGUGCUGAACAUCAGUGCCCGUGACCAAGGUGUGCAACCCAAGAUUUCCUACGCCCAGCUAAUAGUGAAUAUCCUGGAUGUUAAUGAUGAGAGGCCCCAGUUUAGCCAGCCAGAUGGCUACCAUGUAUCUGUGGCAGAGAAUUCCCCUUCAGGAACUGAGCUGUUAGUUCUCACUGCUGAUGAUGGAGAUUUAGGAGACAAUGGGACUGUGCGCUUCUCCUUGCAAGAAACAGAGCCAGGGAAGUUGGGAGCUGGUCCUUUGGUAGCCCCUUGGAAAGUGUUUCGCUUGGAUCCUGUAUCAGGCCGACUUAGUACAAUCUCACAGUUAGACAGGGAAGAGCAGGAUCACUACUUGUUACAGGUCCUGGCCACUGACCUGGGCUCUCCUCCCCUCUCCUCAGUGGCUCAUGUCAAUGUGAGCCUACUCGAUGUGAACGAUAACAGCCCCGUAUUCUAUCCUGUUCAAUACUUUGCCCAAAUCCAAGAAAAUGAACCUGCAGGUAGUUAUGUUGCCACUGUGUCUGCCAGUGACCCAGAUCUUGGGGUCAAUGGGACAGUGAAAUACAGCAUCUCAGCAGGAGACAUCUCCAGGUUUCAAAUCCAUAGUCAGAAAGGAGUUAUCACCACCAAAACUGUCCUUGAUAGAGAGGAGAAGACUGCUUACCAGCUCCAAGUAGUGGCCAGUGAUGGUGGCAACCUUCAGUCCCAAAACCAAGCAAUAGUCACUGUCACUGUCUUGGACACUCAGGAUAAUCCCCCAGUAUUUAGCCAGGCUACAUACAGCUUUGUGGUCUUUGAAAAUGUUGCCCCUGGUUAUCAUGUAGGUAGCGUUUCUGCUUCCACUAUGGAUCUCGAUACUGACAUCACAUACCUUAUCACAACAGGGGAUCAAAGGGGUGUUUUUCAAAUUAACAAAAUGACUGGUCUGAUCGCCACAGCUAGUAUUAUUGAUAGGGAAGAGCAAGACUUUUACCAGCUAAAAGUAGUGGCCAGUGCUGGAGCCAUAACUGGGGAUGCUUUGGUCAACAUACAUGUCAGGGAUUUAAAUGACAAUUCCCCCCACUUCCUUCAUGCAGUGGAAAGUGUAAAUGUGGUUGAGAACUGGAGCACUGGGCACACCAUAUUCCAAGCCAAAGCUGUUGACCCUGAUGAAGGGAUCAAUGGGAUGGUCCAUUACAGCCUGAAGCACAAUCCAAAGGACCUGUUUCAUAUUAGUGAGGAAAGCGGUGCCAUAUGUUUAACUGGGCCGCUCGACAUAAAUGCUGGGUCUUACCAAGUGGAGGUUUUGGCCUCUGAUUUGGGAGUGCCACAGCGCUCCUCUGGUUUCAUUUUAACGGUGUCUGUUCAUGAUGUAAAUGACAAUCCACCAGUGUUUGACCAGCUUUCCUAUGAAGUCACAAUUUCCGAACUGGAGCCUGUGAAUUCCCGAUUUUUUUAUGUACAUGCUUCUGACAAAGAUUCAGGCACAAACGGGGAAAUAGCUUAUGCCAUAAUUGAAGGAAAUGCUGGGGAUGCCUUUGGCAUUUUCCCAGAUGGUCAGCUGUAUAUAAAGAGUGAGCUGGACCGUGAACUUCAGGAAAGAUUCACACUACUGGUUGCGGCUUCUGACAGAGCAGUAGAACCGCUCAGUGCCACAGUGAAUGUCACUGUAAUUCUAGAAGAUGUAAAUGAUAACAGGCCCUUGUUUAAUAGUACCAAUUAUGUUUUCUAUUAUGAGGAGGAGCAGAGUGGGGGAUCAUUUGUCGGUAAAAUAUGCGCUGUUGACAAAGACUCGGGCUCUAACGGUGAAGUCAGAUACUCAUUUGAACACAUGCAGCCUGAUUUUGAGUUGGAUGCAAUAAGUGGGGAAAUAAAAAGUACUCAUCAGCUGGACAGGGAAUCCCUUAUGAGGCAGAGGGGAGCGGCGGUGUUUACGUUUACAGUUAUUGCAAUGGAUCAGGGUUUGCCAAAGCCUUUAAGGGAUCAGGCGACUGUGCAAGUUUACUUGAAGGAUAUAAAUGACAACGUGCCAAAGUUUUUAAAAGAACUUUAUCAAGCUACUAUAUCAGAACUGGCUGCAAACUUGACACAGGUUUUAAGAGUUUCUGCCUCGGAUGUUGAUGAAGGAAAUAACGGAUUGAUCCAUUAUUCUGUAAUGAAGGGAAAUGAAGAAAACCAGUUUACAAUAGACAGUGACACUGGACAGGUGACUUUGAUAGGCAAACUGGACCAUGAGGCUACUGCAUCCUACUCUCUUCUUAUCCAAGCAGUAGAUGCUGGGGCAGUUUCCCUAAGCUCAGUUUGUACAUUGAACAUUAAUGUACUGGAUGAAAAUGACAACAGUCCUUCCUUCCCUAAAUCAACCCUGUUUGUUGAUGUCUUGGAAAACAUGAGAAUUGGGGAACUUGUCUCUUCUGUCACUGCCACUGAUUCGGAUGCAGGUGACAAUGCUGAUCUUCAUUACAGUAUCACUGGAACAAAUAAUCAUGGAACGUUUAGCAUCAGUCCUAACACUGGCAGUAUUUUCCUUGCAAAAAAGUUAGAUUUUGAAACACAGUCCAUAUAUAAACUAAACAUAACAGCAAAAGACAAAGGAAGGCCCCCACAGUCGUCUACUAUGUCAAUUGUAAUAUAUGUUAGGGAUUAUAAUGACAACCCUCCUACAUUUCCACCUGGGGACAUUUUUAAAUCGAUUGUUGAAAACAUUCCUGUUGGGAGCUCUGUCAUUUCUGUAACUGCUCAUGAUCCAGAUGCAGAUAUCAACGGGCAGUUAACAUACACAAUCAUUCAGCAGAUGCCAAGAGGGAACCAUUUCCAUAUAGAUGAAAUCAAAGGAACAAUAUAUACUAAUGCUGAAAUAGACCGUGAAUUUGCGAAUCUCUUUGAGUUAACAGUGAAAGCCACUGAUCAGGCUGUCCCUGUAGAGUCCCGAAGAUUUGCUUUGAAGAAUGUGACCAUUCUGGUAACUGACCAGAAUGACAAUGUUCCAACUUUUGUAUCACAAAAUGCUCUUGCAGCAGACCCCUCGGCAGUGAUUGGUACAGUCCUGACUACUAUUGUCGCUGCUGAUCCUGAUGAAGGAGCUAAUGGGGAGGUUGAAUAUGAAAUAAUUAAUGGGGACACGGACACCUUUAUUGUGGAUCGCUACAGUGGAGAUCUGAGAGUGACAUCGGCCUUAGUACCUUCUCAGCUUAUGUAUAGCUUUAUAGUUGCAGCCACGGAUCUGGGCCCUGAGAGAAGAAAAUCGACUACCGAAAUGACUGUGAUUCUCCAGGGACUUGAUGGACCUGUUUUUACUCAGCCAAAAUAUAUUACUAUUUUAAAAGAAGGCGAACCUAUUGGGACAGAUGUGAUAUCCAUAGUGGCAGCCAGUCCUCGGGGGACUGAAGCUCUUGUGGAGUAUUUCAUAGUCUCAGUGCGUUGCGAGGACAAAAUGUUUGGUCGACUUUUUACCAUUGGGCGCCAUACUGGUGUGAUCCAGACUGCUGCUAUUUUGGACAGGGAGCAGGGAGCACGCUUGUACCUGGUGGACGUUUACGCCACGGAAAAAUCUGCUUCUUUGCCACGAACCCAGAGAGCUGAGGUGGAAAUAACUCUUCAAGAUGUGAAUGACAACCCACCAGUGUUUCCUACAGAUAUGCUUGAUUUGACUGUAGAAGAAAAUGUAGGAGAUGGAUCUAAAAUAAUGCAGCUGACAGCCAUGGAUGCUGAUGAGGGUGCAAAUGCACUAGUCACUUAUACUAUCAUCAGUGGGGCAGACGACAGCUUCCAUAUCGAUCCCGAAUCAGGAGAGUUGAUAGCCACCAAGCGUUUGGACAGGGAACGUCGUUCCAAAUAUUCUCUGCUGGUUCGUGCUGAUGAUGGCUUACAGUCUUCAGAUAUGAGAAUCAACAUUACCAUUAGUGAUGUUAAUGAUCAUAUACCCACUUUCUCCAAACCUUGGUAUUCUUUUGACAUACCAGAGGAUACUACUCCAGGUUCUUUAGUGGCAGCCAUCUUAGCAACUGAUGAAGAUUCAGGUGUGAAUGGAGAAAUCACUUACACUGUGAGUGAAGACGAUGGAGAUGGAACAUUUUUCCUGAAUCCAGUCACUGGAGUUUUCAACCUGACUUGUAUGUUGGACUAUGAAGUGCAGCAGUAUUACAUACUUACAGUUCGGGCAGAAGAUGGAGGUGGACAAUUCACAUCUGACAGGGUUUAUUUCAACAUACUAGAUGUAAAUGAUAAUCCACCAGUAUUCAACAUGGCUUCAUACAGCACAUCUCUGAUGGAAAACCUGCCUCCAGGUUCUACCAUCCUUAUUUUCAACGUUACUGAUACAGACGAUGGUUCUAAUUCACAAUUGUCGUACAGUAUUACUUCUGGAGAUAGCCUGGGCCAAUUUAAUAUUGACAGCAGUGGAGUUUUAAGCAUCAAGAAGCCCCUGGACCGUGAAAGCCAGUCUUUCUACAGCCUUGUUGUUCAAGUUCAUGAUAUGGCUGCUCUUCCAGCCUCCAGAUACACAAGCACAGCCCAAGUAUCUAUUAUUCUUCUUGAUGUGAAUGAUAACCCUCCAAGCUUUAUUUCUCCUAAGCUAACCUAUAUCCCGGAGAAUACACCUAUUGACACCAUUGUAUUCAAAGCCCAAGCAACUGACCCAGACAGUGGUCCAAAUAGCUACAUUGAGUACAAUCUCCUAAAUCAUUUGGAAAACAAAUUCACCAUUGGUACUAUUGAUGGAGAAGUAAGACUCACUGGAGAACUUGACAGAGAAACCGUUUCUAAUUAUACCUUGACCGUAAUUGCUACAGACAAAGGACAGCCAUCUCUUUCUUCAUCUACUGAUGUAAUUGUGAUAGUCCUUGACAUUAAUGAUAAUAACCCCGUCUUUGCUCAAAAAUUAUACAACAUUGAGAUUGUGGAAAAUACUCUAACAGGGACAGAUGUGGUACAGGUAUUUGCGGAAGAUGGGGAUGAGGGUUCCAAUGGACAAGUUCGCUAUGCCAUCAUCAGUGGAAAUAAUAAUAAUGAGUUUCGGAUUGACUCUGUCACUGGGGUAAUAACAGUAGCUAAACCUUUGGACCGUGAAAAAAAGUCUUCCUAUUCAUUAACUGUCCAGUCAGCUGAUCGUGGAAGCAGCCCACGGAUUGAUACCACUACAGUCAGUAUUAUUCUGAAGGAUGUUAAUGAUUAUGUUCCUACAUUUGAGCUUUCUCCCUAUUCUGUAAAUGUCCCAGAAAACUUGGAAAUGUUGCCGAAGGCCAUUCUUCAGGUUGUAGCAAGAGAUGAUGACCAAGGUCUGAAUAGCAAGUUGACCUAUCUCCUUGUGAGUGGAAAUGAAGAUGGCGUCUUUACACUCUCAGCCACUGGGGAGCUCCGCAUUGUUCAGAGUCUGGACCGAGAAAAAAAAGAACAGUAUGUCAUGUUGAUCACAGCAACAGAUUCAGGAAGUCCUGCCCUUACUGGCACCGGGACUAUUGCUGUCAAAGUAGAUGAUGUCAACGAUAAUGUCCCUAAAUUUGCCUUUAAUAUGUAUUCCAAAACCAUUGCAGAGGAUGCGCCCACAGGGACAGAUGUUUUACUUGUAAAUUCUUCAGAUGCUGAUGCAUCAGUGAAUGCUAUUAUCAGCUACAGCCUUAGUGGUGGAAAUGCUCAGUUCACAAUCAACCCUUCAACUGGUCAAAUAAUCACAAGUGCUUUGCUGGACCGAGAAACUAAGGAGAAUUACACUUUGAUCAUCAUGGCCAAAGAUGGUGGCUCCCCGAGGUCUCUUUCCAGCUCCACAAGUGUUCUUGUCACUCUUGCUGACAUCAAUGAUAACCCUCCCAAAUUUCAACAUCACCCUUAUGUCACUCAUAUUCCGUCACCUACAAGUUCAGGUACAUUUGUAUUUGCAGUCACAGUUACAGAUGCCGAUGCCGGACCUAACUCUGAGCUUCAUUAUUCUCUUUCGGGAAAGAAUUCUGAAAAAUUUCACAUUGAUCCAAAGCGAGGGGCGAUUAUGGCUGCUGACAGACUCUCUGGGACUUCUGAAGUGACCUUCUCUGUUAAUGUGAAAGAUGGAGGCUUACACCCAAAGACAGAUUCUACAACUGUGACUGUAAGAUUUGUGAAAAGAGAAGAUUUUCCUCGGGUUCAAGCCGAACAGCACACUUUCAUGUUUCCUGAAAAUCAAGCAGUUGGCACCUUAGUCACUUCUGUUUCUGGACUGUCAUCCAGAGGUGGUUCUUUGUCGUACUACAUUGCCAGUGGUAAUUUUGGCAACACCUUUCAAAUUGACCAACUAACAGGGCAGUUUUCCAUCAACCAACCUUUGGAUUAUGAAACAAUACAAAAGUAUGUUGUGUGGAUUGAGGCAAGGGAUACGGGCUUUCCCCCAUUUUCUUCCUAUGUAAAGCUAGAAAUUAUGGUGAUAGACAUAAAUGAUAAUGCACCAGUUUUUGAACAAGACCCAUUAAUUGUUGAAGUACUGGAGAACCUUUCACCAAGUAAAAUAAUUACUGUCACUGCUGUGGACAAGGACAGUGGUGCGAAUGGACAGUUAAAUUAUGAAAUAAUCAGUGGCAAUAAGGAGAACAGUUUCAGUAUCCAUCAUGCUAAUGGUGAAAUAAGAAGUGUCAGACCUUUAGACAGAGAGCAUGUGGCCCAAUAUACGCUAACUAUAAAGGCAACAGACAGAGGUACCUCUGUUCAGAGUUCAACUGUCCAAGUAGUUAUUAAUGUUUUAGAUGAAAAUGAUAAUGCACCUAAAUUUUCUCAGAUAUUCAGUGCUCUAGUGCCUGAAAAUGCACCUUUGGGUUACACUGUUACACGAGUCACAACUUCAGAUGAAGACAUUGGCAUGAAUGCUAUCAGCAGAUAUUCAAUAAGGGAUACAAAUAUACCAUUUGUCAUAAAUCCCAAUACAGGAGAUAUAACAAUCAGCAGGCUUCUGAAUCGUGAAGAUACAGAUCGCUACAGAAUCAGAGUUUCAGCACAUGACUCCGGUUGGACAGUAAGCACAGAUGUAACCAUAUUUGUGACAGACGUCAAUGACAAUUCCCCGCGAUUUACAAAGCCAUCAUAUUACUUGGAUUGUCCUGAAUUUAACGAAGUUGGGUCAAAGAUUACCCAGAUAUCUGCAACAGAUCCAGAUGAAGGCUCCAAUGGACAGGUCUUCUAUUUCAUAAAAUCCCAGUCAGAGUUUUUCCGAAUUAAUGCUUCUACAGGGGAGAUUUUUAACAAGCAAUCUUUAAAGUUCCAGAACUCCAGUGGCUCCAAUCUUAACAGACACAGUUUCAUAGUUACCUCCUCAGAUCGAGGCAGCCCUCCUUUGCUGAGUGAAACAACAGUUACAAUCAACAUAGUGGACAGUAAUGACAAUGCACCACAGUUCACAUCUAGCCAAUAUUUUACACCUGUCACUAAAAAUGUAGCUGUUGGUACAAAGCUGAUUAAAGUUACUGCUGUUGAUGCUAAAGAUUUUGGUCUGAAUUCAGAAGUGGAAUACAUCAUUUCAAAUGACAGCCUAACAGAGAAAUUUAAUCUGGACAGUAACACAGGCUGGAUUUCAGUAGCAUCUUCACUAAUGAAUUAUAUGAAUCAAAACUUUCUAAUAAAAGUUAAAGCAAAAGAUAAAGGGAACCCUCCUCUCUCAUCAGAGACAACUGUGCAGAUAAUAGUAACCGAGGAAAAUUAUCAUACACCAGAGUUCUCCCCAAACCAUUCAACCAUAACAGUUCCUGAGAGUCAUGCUGUCGGGGCUAUUCUCAGGACUGUAUCAGCAAGGGACAAAGAUGCCGCUAUGAAUGGUCUAAUCAAAUACAACAUUUCUUCUGGAAACAAGCUUGGAAACUUUGCAAUUAACACAACUACCGGUGCAUUAAGGCUUGCCAAGCCCCUUGAUUAUGAGUUAUGCCAAAAGCACGAGAUGACUGUUAGUGCUGUAGAUGGAGGAUGGGUUGCUAGAACUGGAUACUGCAGCAUCACAGUCAAUGUUAUUGAUGUGAAUGACAAUUCUCCAACUUUCAGCCCAGAAGAUUACUUUCCAAGUGUUUUAGAAAACGCUCCUAGUGGCACAACUGUUAUCCGUCUCAACGCAACUGAUAUUGACUCUGGACCUAAUGCUGUGAUUGCCUAUGCAGUUCAGUCUUCGGACAGUGACCUGUUUGUUAUUGAUCCCAAUACUGGAACUAUCACUACACAAGGUUUUUUGGAUUAUGAAACCAAACAAAGCUAUCACCUCACUAUAAAAGCCUUUAAUGUUCCAGAUGAAGAGAGAUGCAGCUUUGCUAGCGUCAACAUCCAUUUAGAAGGAACAAAUGAGUAUGUGCCACGAUUUGUGUCAAAGCUUUAUUAUUUUGAGGUUUCUGAAGCAGCUUCUAAUGGCACCACUGUAGGAGAAGUGUUUGCAAGCGACCGUGAUAUGGGAACUGAUGGAGAAGUUCACUACCUUAUCUUUGGCAACAGCAGAAAAAAGGGUUUCCAGAUUGACGACAGUAGCGGGCAGAUUUAUGUCACAGGGCUGCUUGACAGGGAAAAGGAAGAAAGAAUCUCUCUGAAGGUACUUGCAAAAAAUGCUGGAAGCAUUCGUGGUGCAGAUAUAGAUGAAGUAGUUGUGAAUAUCACUAUACUAGAUGCCAAUGAUCCCCCUGUUUUCAGUUUGAAAAUGUAUAAUGUACAGAUUAGUGAAGGUGUUCCUCCUGGGACCCACGUCACAUUUGUAAGUGCCUUUGACUCUGACUCUCUCCCUAGCUGGAAUCGAUUCUCCUAUUUUAUUGGCAAUGGGAACUACAAUGGUGCCUUUUCCAUUAACCCCCAGACAGGACAAGUUACAGUGACUGCAGAAUUGGAUCGAGAAAACAUACCAGUGUACAAUUUAACUGUAUUAGCAAUUGACUCAGGAGCACCUUCAGCUACUGGAAGUGCCUCUCUGUUGGUAACUUUAGAAGAUAUCAAUGAUAAUGGACCCACUCUUUCCACCAUGGAAGGAAAAAUCAUGGAAAACAACCGUGCAGGAACACUUGUGAUGACACUUCAAUCAUCAGAUCCUGAUCUUCCUCUGAACCAAGGCCCCUUUUCUUAUUACUUACUUAGCACUGGCACAGCAACCAGUUAUUUUAGUCUCAGCACUGCUGGAGUUUUGACUACAACAAGAGAAAUUGACAGAGAACAGAUCAGUGACUUCUAUUUGUCAGUGGUUACCAGAGACUCAGGCACUCCUCAGAUGUCUUCCACGGGAACUGUGCGUAUAAAAGUAAUAGACCAAAAUGAUAACCCAUCACAGCCUAGAUCAGUAGAAAUAUUUGUCAGUUAUUAUGGCAGCCUGUUCCCUGGUGGAAUAUUGGGCAAUGUAAAACCUCAGGAUCCAGAUGUUUUAGACAGCUUCCAGUGCUCUCUUACUUCAGGAGUGACAACCCUCUUCAAUGUUCCAGCAGGCACCUGUGAUCUUUGUUCUGUGGCAAGGUCCACUGAUGGGACAUUUGAUCUGACAGUCCUAAGCAACGAUGGACUGCACAGCUCAGUUACUAGCAGCGUUCGAGUUUUCUUUUCAGGAUUCAAUAAUGCCACUAUUGAUAACAGCAUCCUUCUUCGUCUUAAUGUACAAUCUCUGAAAGAAUUUCUGACCAAUCAUUACCUCCAUUUUCUGAGAAUUGCUAAUUCCCAGUUAACAGGAUUAGGAACAACUGUGCAACUCUUUGGGGUUUAUGGGAGGAAUAACCGGACGUUCUUGAUGGUGGCUGUGAAGCGGAACAACUAUCAGUAUGUGAAUCCUGGUGGUGUGACUACUUUCUUUGAAAGCAUCAAAGAAAUCCUCUUCCGCCAAAGUGGAGUUCGAAUAGAAUCUGUGGACCAUGAUUCAUGUUUAGAAAAUCCUUGUCGGAAUGGUGGUAGCUGUUUGAGAAAAUUAAGUGUCAGCCCUAAGUUUAUCAGCUAUGAGAGUGUGCCAGUUAUCAUUGUGUCAAACGAGCCACUCCAGCCUUUUACAUGCAGGUGUAUGGCAGGAUAUGACGGAACAUUGUGUGAAGUAGACAUAGAUGAAUGUCUUCCAUCCCCUUGCCACAACGGUGGGACUUGCCAGAACCUGGUGGGAGGAUUCUCUUGCAGUUGUUCCAUUGGUUUCACAGGAAUGGCUUGUGAAAGAGAUAUUAAUGAGUGCCUGUCAAGUCCCUGUAAAAAUGGUGCUCUCUGCCAGAACUUCCCAGGAAACUUCAACUGUGUUUGUAAAACUGGCUAUACAGGGAAAAUGUGUGACUCCACUGUCAAUUACUGUGAAUGCAACCCUUGUUUCAAUGGCGGAACCUGUCAAAAUGGAGUGGAAGGAUAUUACUGCCAUUGUCCAUUUGGUGUUUUUGGAAAGCAUUGUGAAGUAAAUAGCUAUGGAUUUGAAGAACUAUCUUAUAUGGAAUUUCCCAGUAUGGAUCCAAACAACAAUUAUAUUUACAUAAAGUUUGCAACUAUCCAAAGUAAUGCUCUAAUGUUGUAUAACUAUGACAACCAGACUGGAGAUCGAGCAGAAUUCCUAGCCCUGGAAAUAACAGAAGAAAGGCUAAGAUUCUCGUACAACCUUGGCAGUGGCACAUACAAACUUACCACAACAAAGAAAGUGUCUGAUGGGCAGUUUCACACUGUUAUUGCCCGGAGGGCUGGAAUGGCAGCCUCAUUGACUGUGGACUCCUGCUCAGAGGAACUGGAACCAGGCUACUGCACUAUUAGCAAUGUGGCAGUCUCUAGUGAUUGGACAUUAGAUGUACAACCAAACAGAGUCACCAUUGGAGGUGUCAGAUCCAUAGAGCCAAUACUUCAAAGGAAGGGACAGGUGGAAAGUCAUGAUUUUGUCGGUUGCAUAAUGGAGUUUGCAGUCAAUGGACGUCCCUUAGAACCCAGCCAAGCUUUGGCAGCUGAAGGCAUCUUAGAUCAGUGUCCCAGGCUGGAAGGAGCUUGUGCUGUUAACCCGUGCCAACAUGGUGGAACAUGUAUAGAUUACUGGUCUUGGCAGCAAUGCCACUGCAAGGAAGGACUAGCUGGGAAAAACUGUGAGAAAUAUCUUACCGCUGACACAGCCUUGUCAUUAGAAGGCAAAGGUCGUCUUGACUACUACAUGCGCCAAAAUAGAAAAUGGGAAUAUAUGAUGAAACUUAAUAUUGGAGAUGCCAUUUUGGAGCCCCAAAGUAUGAAUAGUAUAGAAGUCAAAUUCAGGACAAGAAGUGAAAAUGGCAUUUUAAUUCAUAUACAGGAAAACAGCAAUUAUACUACCGUGAAGAUAAAAGGUGGCAAAAUGCAUUAUAUUUCUGAUGCUGGAGUUGGUGGGAAGGUAGAGAGAAGCAUCCCUGAAGUUUACGUUUCUGACAGUCACUGGCAUUCUUUCUUCAUUGAAAAGAAUGGGACUUCCACAGUAGUAGCAGUUGACCAGAUCCACAGUCGAGACAUCCUACAUGUCACACAAGAUUUUGGAGGAUUGAAUGUUGUUACAGUUUCUCUCGGUGGGAUUCCACCUAACCAGGCCCUCAGAAGCAGUGAUCUAGGUUUUGAUGGCUGCAUUGCCUACCUGAAGUAUGGUGAAGAAAGUCUUCCUUUCACAGGCAAGCAUAGCCUGGCUACCAUCUCCAGAACAGAUCCAUCUGUGAAGAUUGGCUGCCGAGGACCAAACAUCUGUGCCAGCAACCCCUGUUGGGGGGAAUUAAUGUGCAUUAACCAGUGGUAUACAUAUAAAUGUGUGCCUCCAGGAGCCUGUGCCUCCAACCCUUGUCAGAAUGGCGGCAGCUGUGAACCUGAAGAUAGAGUUGGAUUCACAUGCAGCUGCCCUGAAUUUUACACUGGAAGAACAUGUGAUACAGCAGUGGCCUGUCUUGGUAUUCUUUGUGCCCAGGGACAGGUAUGCAAGGGAGGAAUGAAUGGAGCCCAUAUAUGUGUCCUGCAGCCUUACCCAGCUGAGCUGUCCUUACCACUAUGGGCUGUUCCUGCCAUUGUUGGGAGCUGUGCUACUGUGCUGGCCUUGCUUGUACUUAGCCUGAUCUUGUGCAAUCAGUGCAAGGGAAAGAAAGCAAAAGUGCCAAAAGAGGAGAAGAAAACAAAGAAAAAGAAGGGCAGUGAGAAUGAUGCCUUUGAUGACCCUGAUAAUAUACCUCCUUAUGGUGAUGAUAUGACAAUCAGGAAACAGCCUGAAGGAAACCCUAAGCCUGAUAUAAUUGAAAGAGAAAACCCUUAUCUCAUCUUUGAUGAAACAGACAUACCACAUAAUACAGAGACAAUACCCAGUGCCCCUCUGGCUUCCCCUGAACCAGAGAUAGAACACUAUGACAUUGACAAUGCAAGCAGCAUAGCUCCUUCAGAUGCUGACAUUAUUCAACACUAUAAGCAAUUCCGGAGCCACACUCCCAAAUUCUCAAUUCAGAGGCACAGUCCAUUAGGAUUUGCAAGGCAGUCUCCUAUGCCCCUGGGAGCAAGCAGUUUGACAUAUCAGCCUUCAUACAGUCAAGGCCUAAGGACAACUUCCCUAAGCCAUUCUGCAUGCCCUACACCCAACCAUCUUUCUCGUCACAGUCCAGCUCCAUUUUCCAAAUCAUCAACUUUCUACAGAAACAGUCCAGCAAGGGAAAUGCAUCUUUCAAUGCGUGAAGGGAGCCCUUUGGAAAUGCACAAUGAUGUCUGCCAAACAGGCAUUUUUAACUAUCCUACUAGACUAGGGAGAAGAAGCAAGAGUCCUCAAAUGAUGGCAACUCAUAGUUCCAGGCCAGGAAGUCGCCUAAAGCAACCCAUAGGACAGCUUCCUCUGGAGAGUGGGCCUCCUGUUGGACUUUCCAUUGAAGAGGUGGAGAGGCUGAACACACCACGUCCUAGAAAUCCAAGUAUCUGCAGUGCUGACCAUGGAAGGUCUUCUUCUGAGGAGGACUGCAGAAGGCCACUUUCAAGAACAAGGAAUCCAGCUGAUGGUAUUCCAGCUCCAGAAUCAUCAUCUGACAGUGAUUCCCAUGAUUCUUUUACAUGUUCUGAGAUGGAGUAUGAUAGGGACAAACCUAUGGUGUAUACUUCUAGGAUGCCUAAAUUAUCGCAAGUUAAUGAAUCAGAUGCAGAUGAUGAAGACAAUUUUGGUGCUAGGCUCAAGCCUAGGAGAUACCCUGGCCGCAGAGGAGAGGGUGGCGGGCCUGUAGGUGCACAAGCAUCUGCACCUAGUACUAAUGACAAUACAUCACCUUUAAAACUCGGGCAACAAGGAGGCAACUUCAACUGGGACCAUCUUUUGAACUGGGGCCCAGGAUUUGGGCAUUACGUGGAUGUUUUUAAAGAUUUAGCAUCUCUUCCAGAAAAGACAGGAGUAAAUGUAAAUGAAGAGAGCAAAAGUGGUACAACACAACCAAAAGAAGGGGAAGCGGAACAGUAUGUAUAGGCAUUCACACUGACAUUUUGAAAAAGCACAUAACACUCAAGCCAUUCUAUCGUUGUAGAUAAGAAAAGGGCACACUUUUUUUAACCCAGGGUCAGUGGUUAGAAGGAUGCAUUAAAAAAUAAUCACCAUUAUGCUGCUGAAAUGGACAAAUAUUUUUUUGUUAAUUUUAUUGGGAUCAGUUGGAUUUGUUUCUCCUGCAUGUGUUAUUAUUUCCAAACAAAUUAUUUGGCAUGCAGCAUUUGGAA